Molecule: messenger RNA, 829 nt
Organism: Cantharellus anzutake
Lineage: Eukaryota; Fungi; Basidiomycota; Agaricomycetes; Cantharellales; Hydnaceae
Exons: 3
Coding region: 108-596 (162 amino acids)
Source: RefSeq, a predicted model, not a curated record
CGUACUCGAUCCAGAGGCAGAGAGCCUUUGAGGGUUACGAGAGGUCGGUUGUCUUCGCCGGCUUAAUUCGAUCGGGGAAUAUCCACCUAAUACCGUCACGCAGAAGAAUGAAGCAGCUACAAGAAGUAUUGGAAAAAUGGGCGGUCAUCAUCAGAGAGAUCAAUACGGAUAUGGUUUUGGCCGAUGCAAUUGAUAAAAUCCAGGACAGUUUACGUGGCGUUUUGGAUGCUAUGCGAAGAAUCGUUCGCCCGCUCUGGGGUGGCACGACACCUUCAGAAAUGAAAAUUGGUCAAACAGACCAACAUUUAUCUGACGCUCUUCCGGAAAUACUUGAAGGACUGGCGCAGGCCGUCGACGAGUUUAUCUCGGGUUUGAGUGCUCUGCCAUUUUUGAGUCAUGUUCGACGUCGCGUCAUGGAGGAGGCGCGUCGGCCGCUACUCGACUUCAACCGAGACCUGUUGUAUUGGAGUAUCAAUUUACGCCAGUUCUCUGGUGGGUCCUCGACAUGUUGUCUGCUGCUCGCCAAUUUAAUGUGUGUUGCUUUAAGGCCAUUUGUACAGAAAUGCUCUCCGUCACCACGUAUCUACAGUAGCUGACUGCAUGUCAGAUCAUUUUGACAACGUGACAAAACCGCUCGAAGAAUUCCUUGACUGUGGUAGUGACCGCACAUUGACACUGGAAUCCCAAAUUGACCACCUCCAACAGGUUUGUACAUGAUCAGGUUUUACGAACGACGUCUAGCAUUUCAAAAUUUGUCAACAUUCGCCAUCUUCUUCGCUGGAGUGCCUGCAUUCAGCAUCCAGUUCAGUUGCGAUGGCCGCCACGAGUC